AUGUCUACAGAUCUCUCUUCUGAACAUGCAGACCUGCAGCCUUCCAGGCCUCAGGGCAUUGGGUACGGCAUCGACGAGCUCAAGCCUAGUGCGGUUCAGUUCGAAACCAUGGAAGAAGGCGGCCCUCAGAAAUUCAAGCUUUCCAAGGCCGGUGGGGAUGUCGCCUUGGCACUCUUCGACAACGUGGGCGAUGUGCACGAACCCAUCGACCCGGAAGAGGAACGUCGACUAGUCCGCAAGGUUGACUGGAUGAUUCUCCCAUACAUUUCAGUCUGCUACGUCUUUUUCUAUAUUGACAAAACCACCCUCUCAUACGCUGCCAUCUUCGGUAUCCAGAGUGAUCUCAAACUCAAGGGCACCGAGUAUAGCUGGCUGUCAUCAAUCUUUUACUUUGGAUUUCUCGUAUGGGCUCUGCCCACAAACUUUAUGCUGCAAAAGUUCCCCAUCGCAAAGUAUCUCGGCCUCAACAUCUUUGCCUGGGGUGCGUUUCUCAUGCUCCAAGCCGCUGCACCCAACUUUGGAGCCUUGGCCGCGCUUCGUGCCAUCAGCGGAGCAGCAGAGGCAUGCGCCGACCCUGCCUUUAUGAUCAUCACCAGCAUGUGGUACACCCGCCGGGAGCAACCCAUCAAAAUAGGCCUCUGGUACACCGCCAACGGCAUCGGCAUCGCCCUCGGCGGCCUCCUAGGCUACGGCAUCGGCAACAUUAAAGGCGUGCUGGCGUCCUGGAAAUACGAGUUCAUCAUCGUCGGCACCUUGUGCUGCGCGUGGGGCAUCGUCAUUGCCGUGUUCCUGCCGGAUAACCCCAUCACGAGCAGCAAGCUUACAAACCGCGAGAAGAAGAUCAUCGUCGAGCGGUUACGCGAGAAUCAGACUGGCGUGGAGAAUAAGACGCUGAAGUUCUAUCAGGUGCGCGAGGCGUUUACGGACUACAAGCUGUACUUUUUCUUCAUGAUUGCCUUGUUGCAGGCGAUUGUGAAUGGGGGGACGUCUAAUUUUGGGACUCUGAUUAUCAAGGGCUUCAAGUUUUCGACAUUGGUCACGGCGGUCCUUCAGAUCCCCUACGGAGCCAUCAUCUUUAUCGCUAUUCUUGCGUGCGUCUUCAUCAACGACAGGCUGCCGCCGAAUAAUCGUUGCUUCGUGCUGGUGCUCUUCUUAUUACCCAACGUCGCUGGGGCGUUUGGUCUCCGCUUUGUGCCUGAUGACCAGCAGGUCGGCAGGCUAAUUUGCUACUAUGUGAGUUUUCGCGAAUGUGAACCUCCUGACGUGCAUCAUUCUGACAAGUCUCCAUUGAAGUUGACCGGCUCCAUCAAUGCCUCUUUCGUACUUCUCCUCUCGCUCCAGACCGCCAACAUCGCCGGACACACCAAAAAGGUCGUCACCUCCGCGUGCCUGUUCCUGGGAUACUGCGUCGGUAACAUCGCGGGUCCCUUCUUCUACAAGUCGGACCAGGCGCCCAAGUAUGAGUUGGGUAUUUGGAGUAUGAUUGUCGCUCACUUGCUCGAGGUUGUGGUUGUGAUUGCCCUGCGGUUUUUGCUCAAGUGGGAGAAUGAUAGACGGGACCGAGUGCAGGGGGAAGUCGCCGAGGUUGAUUUGGAUGCGACGGCGUUUGGAGAUUUGACGGAUCGUGAGAACUUGAACUUUCGGUACAUUUACUGA
Colletotrichum scovillei is the source of this 1656-nucleotide messenger RNA. Its product is annotated as MFS allantoate transporter. The record is from RefSeq and is a predicted model, not a curated record. The transcript is spliced from 4 exons. Gene Ontology annotation, cellular component: membrane. Gene Ontology annotation, molecular function: transmembrane transporter activity. Gene Ontology annotation, biological process: transmembrane transport. Lineage: Eukaryota; Fungi; Ascomycota; Sordariomycetes; Glomerellales; Glomerellaceae. Bases 1 to 1656 code for a protein of 551 amino acids.